AUGGCUCGCCGAAUCAGUGGUAUCUCUCAGUCCCUGGUCAUGUCCUUGGUGUCAUUGUCACUUCCAUGGUGCGCCAUUGCCGCCGCCAAUCUCAAACCCAAUUGCACGACUCUGACAAAGUUCUUUGGUCAACCGAUAGACCAUGCAAAGCCAAAUUCGGGAACUUUCCAGCAACAGUAUCAGGUGCUGUCUGAUCAUUUCAAGCCAGGGGCGCCGAUUCUAUACUACCAGCAGGCCGAGACCAGUAUCUUUGCCUGCCUGGAGAAAUCCGUCCUUCCCGAGUGGGCUGCAGAACUGGGAGCUCUGGUUAUAACUCUUGAACAUCGCUUCUUCGGCCUCAGCAAUCCAUCGAAUGCCUCCAACCCCAUUGACAGGUACCAAACAUUGACACUCGAGAAUGUCAUGUCAGACGCUGUCACAUUUGUCCAACACAUUAAGAACACAGUCGCUGGGGCGAAGAACAGCAAGGUGAUAGUCACGGGUGGUUCCUACGGCGGAUUUCUCACAGCAGUCCUCAAAAUGAAUCAUCCGGAUGUUUUCUUCGGCGCGAUUCCUUUUGCCGCGCCACUUCGCUCGAUUGGAGCAAAUAACCAAAACCCUCAACGAUACGAAUGGUUCAAAGGGGUGCAUACAAGAACGCUCGGAGUGAUAUCGACAUGCUAA
Cladophialophora psammophila CBS 110553 is the source of this 663-nucleotide messenger RNA. RefSeq lists its product as uncharacterized. The record is from RefSeq and is a predicted model, not a curated record. The coding region runs from base 1 to 663 and encodes 220 amino acids. Gene Ontology annotation, molecular function: serine-type exopeptidase activity; dipeptidyl-peptidase activity. Lineage: Eukaryota; Fungi; Ascomycota; Eurotiomycetes; Chaetothyriales; Herpotrichiellaceae. The transcript is spliced from 2 exons. Gene Ontology annotation, biological process: proteolysis.